Epinephelus lanceolatus (giant grouper) is the source of this 2972-nucleotide messenger RNA. RefSeq lists its product as uncharacterized. Gene Ontology annotation, cellular component: nucleus. The record is from RefSeq and is a predicted model, not a curated record. Gene Ontology annotation, molecular function: DNA-binding transcription factor activity, RNA polymerase II-specific; RNA polymerase II transcription regulatory region sequence-specific DNA binding. Lineage: Eukaryota; Metazoa; Chordata; Actinopteri; Perciformes; Serranidae. Gene Ontology annotation, biological process: regulation of transcription by RNA polymerase II.
UUCCUCAAGAAAACGGCUGUCCCACGAGUAGAGAGAGCUACAGACACAGUGAAGCGGUCAACUGCUGCAUCCAGGACGUGCUCCGUGGUCAGAUGUGAUUCAUGGCGUCGCAGUGCACUACUGUUUAAGUUACCGGAGGAUCCAGAGAGGAGGCUGGAGUGGGUUCAGUUCAUUUUCGAAGUCAACGGGCAGCGACUGAAAGAGUCAUCCUGGACUGAUAUCACCAUUUGUAAUGAACACUUUACCGGUGACUCUUUUGAAGACACGGGCCAGCUAAAGCUCCGUGCUGUCCCAACACUGUGUGUCAAGUCAGAGCCAGACGAUUCCCCGGAGAGCCCACAGAAUGAGCAGAUUAAAGGGAAGUAUAUUGUGAAUGAAAGCUGCCUCCUCCAGUUGUUCCGCCGCAAGUGCCCGUCGUGUGGCUUUAAACUUCUGAUGGAGAAGGUCACCUCUGGGGUGCUCAUCACCUUCACCCAAACUUGCCUGAAGUGUGACUACAAAAACCAGUGGAAGAACCUUGUCAAUUACGCUCUUCCUACAGCUGUGGAUCAACACCUGACAGGAGGCACAGAAGAAACUCCAGAGAUCAAACAGGAAAUGCCAAUAGACGACAACCCCAGCAGCACAGUGUUCUCUGAAGUUGUUACCUUUAGUGAUGAAGAAAGUGAUCCGUCAGAUGAAGGAGAGGAAGGUGAUGACGGUGGGGUGAAUUCCGACGGGGAUUGGAAUCCAACCGAGGAUAUUUUGCUGGAGGAAGAGCUCACAAAGCAUUCUGAAGAGGAAAGUGAAGAUGAAGAUGAAGACCAAAGAGGAGAGGAAGAAGAGUUUGAUUCCCCAGGUGGCCUCAAAAUUAAAGAGCUCUGCACAGAAUGUGGAAGUUUCUUCAAUAUUCUGAAGCCUCACACUUGUGAGUACAAAAUAAAGCCCUUUUCCUGCAAUAUCUGCGGCAAAAGAUGUGUUACCGAGACAUCUCUGAAAAAUCAUAGCAAAAUCCAUGACGAAACCUAUGAGCAUCCUUGCAAAUACUGCCACGUUACCUUCAAAACGAGGGUGGACAAACUUAAACAUGAGCAGAUCCAUCAAGAUUGCAAAGAACCAUAUAAAUGUCCCGACUGCCCAAAGACAUUUGCCAGCAGUAAAGAACGCAAAGCCCACCUGGCGAAUCACAGAAGGGCCCCGAAGGAGUACAAAUGUGGAGUUUGUGGGAUUGAAUUUAAGGAUGUUCAUCAUCUGCGGAGACAUUCUAUCGUGCACACGGAAUUGAAACCCUACAAGUGCGCAGUGUGUCACCGUGGCUUCAACCAGUCAAGCCACCUGAAAUCUCACAUGCGUCUGCACACAGGGGAGAGGCCUUUUAAGUGUAAGCAUUGUGAGAAAAGCUUCAAUCACAACGUGAGCUUGAAGAGUCAUGUCCAGCGUUACCACUCAUCGACUUCUGGACAUGAACAGAAGAAGGUUAAGAUGGAAGAAGGGACCAGCGACACUGGAGAUGCAGAGGACAGUGGGAUUAAGAAAGGCACAGACUCUGAGUUUGACAAUGCAGAAGAAGAUGCAGGAGGGGAGGUGCAGAAGGAGGUAACAGAAGAGCGCAAAAGUAAAAAGAGGACCACAGGCAGACCCAGAGGAAGGCCGAAGAGGGACGCAGCAGGCAACUUGAUUCCGGCAGGGGAAACAGAAGGCUCACGUUCAAACACUAAGACUGCAAAAUCAAAGGUGCGUAAGUUAAAGAAAACAGGUUCCAGCGAUGAGGAAAGUGAAGACGAACAAUCAGACAGUGACAUAUCCUAUGACUCACCAGAAGAGGAGGAGGAGGAAGAAGAAGAGGAGGAGGAGACAGUGAAGAAGAGCACAGGGAAAUCAAGAGGAAGACCAAAAAAUGACAGUGACUCUGAUUUUGACCCAGAAGAAGUAACAAAGAAAAAGAGGUACAGCAGCCAGAGCAGCGGUAAGACCUCAGGGAAACGUAGGGGAAGGCCAAAGAAGAAUCCAGAGGUCUGAAAAUGCUUAAAACACACAGCUGAAUAAUUUGUUUUGAGAAAAAGAAAGAAGCUGCAGAAAACUGGACUGAUACCUCUCAAAGAUAUGGUAAAACAAUUUGGAAUAUGAGAAACAAAACGUUCACACAGGCCAACGUCUUUCUGAGGCCCUGCCUACACAUAUACAGAUAUUUUUAAAAGCUGAUAUUUUCCCCCGUUUUAAAAAGAAUCUGUCCAUACGACUUUUAUUGUACAAAAUAUCUUCAUACACACUAGAAAACAAAAGCACCUCCAGAUGAUCAUUGGUGUUAGCCUUCUCCCACAUUCUCCUGUUGUUGCAAAUGCAGUAAUAUUAACAGGCUAAUGUUAAAUUUUUCAAAACUCUGACUGGAGAUCUCAUCACCAUUUAGUCCCUUUUAACAUAAGGAUAAAGGAGCUCACUUAAAAAUACGAGUAAUGCUCUUGACAAUCGAAAGUUUUCUUUCCACUCCUCAUCAACAACAAUCCCACUCUCAAAACUGUCCCACUGUCUGCUGGUUUGCAACUUUAUACUGCAGCUGUUGAGGUGGACCACAUCACAUUGGCCACCACAGACACCUCUGUUCAUCUGUAAAGUGGUGAAGCAAUACUCAUCUAAGUGUAAAGUAGUCAUUGGACCAAGCAGUGCUAACAGAACAUAAACUAACAUGUUCAUUACACAAAGCAGCAGUGGGUAUGCACAGUUUGAGUAGUGGACGACCCACUCUUCUUCUGAGCCUCAGUCGCCCCCAGAGUCAUUUUAGUGACCUAUGACUCUGUUCACAUGUGGACGAGAGGCCAAAACGUAGAGGAAAAUAUACAUGUUCAAAAAUAUCUGUGUAUUUGUUGACAGGGCCUGAAUUAAAUCAUCUUCUACUGUGCAGUAUUGGAGGGUCAGUCAGUGAAUCAAGUGAAAAAAUCAGAUAUUUGUAUUCAGUUCGAGUGCAUUAUAUUAAAAAAAAAAAAAAAAAAAAAAAA